AUGUUGCAACCGGUCUAUGUCGUUAGCCGGACGCGACUCGAUACGAAUUUCCGGGUAAUCCAUGCACUACCUUCCACCGUUUUCUCGCCAAAAGGUCUUUAUCAUCUUAUUCGGCUUUUGGAUACCAGCAGACUUGAGGAAGCUCUUACCAAGGAAGCAGCAGGAAAUCCUUUAUAUCCAAACUCAAACUGCACCAAGGCGCAUCCGUAUCCCCCUCUCUUGGACCUCAGCCACCAGACCCUCAUACCGAAGAAGCUUUCUUUCAUGAGCCUCUCAAUACCCUCCUUGUUUAAACCUUGUAUCCUCUGUUUAUUUGUUCAUAAAUCAACCGAAAGCUUCGUCCGCUCGCCAUUCGAAACGCAGUCACUAGCCUUUUUUUUUUACAGACCUUCCCGCCAAUAUACAAACUUUGUUCGAACAGACAGUUUGAAAGGGCGGCGAGGAAGAUUACCAUCAAAACCGAAGAGCCCACAAGAGUCUCCACCGUCCCCGCCCGUCAGCCUUAUCACUGCGCUUGUGCGUGCCCACGUGGACACUUCUCCCGACAUUCCUAAUCUUGAUUACAGCAAGUAUAAGGAACUCUCAGGUGAAGACAGUCCGACUGCAGAAGUAGACAGAGUUCGCCUUUUCUACGACAUUCUUGUGUCUUCUGUUGACGUCAUCAAAUGUUGGGCCGAGAAAAUUCCUGGCUUUCACGACUUGUGCAAAGAAGACCAAGAACUUCUCUUCCAGUCGGCCACACUUGAACUUUUCGUCUUACGAGCAGCCUACAGAGUGCAACCAGACUCGGACAAAAUUAUAUUUUGCAACGGAUUAGUAUUACAUCGAUUGCAAUGUUUACACAUGUUUGGUGAUUGGAUCAAUUCAAUAAUCGAAUUCGGCAUGUCAUUGCACCGAAUGACCCUCGACAUCUCAUCGCUAGCCUGCAUGGCCGCGCUGUCCAUGAUCACAUUACGCCAUGGUUUACGUGAGCAGAAAAAGAUGGAGGAUUUGCAAAUGAAGAUCAUAGACACACUGCGCGACCACUGCAUCUACAACAGCGAAGCCCAAAAGAAACCUCACUUCUUCUCGCGUAUUUUGAGUAAAAUCGCCGAGCUUCGGUCGUUAAGUCGGGAGGGACUGCAAAGGUUGUUCUACUUCAAAUUGGAAGACGCCAUUAAAGCCCCUCCAUGUCUUUCUUUCUUCCUCUCUUCCACGAUCUCUCCUUCCUGCCCCGUUCUCUCUCUCUCUCUCUCUCACUCUCUCUCUCCAUUCCCUCUGCAGUCUCUUUAA
Acanthosepion pharaonis is the source of this 1272-nucleotide messenger RNA. Lineage: Eukaryota; Metazoa; Mollusca; Cephalopoda; Sepiida; Sepiidae. The record is from the annotation of a GenBank genome assembly.